CUCGCCGGCGCCCUCCCCUCGCCGGGGGCUGCGAGUUGCGUUUGGUAAAACCCAACCCUGGAAUAUAUAGAUCACUGGAGCGCAAUGAAGUAGCUUUUGGCGAGGGAGGGAGGGAGGGGGGCCUGGACAGUCACAGAGGCCAGUGCACGGCGGCGGUGGCACCUUCCUUCCCGCAUCCCGGUCGCCCGGCCCGCGAGGAGCCAGCGGCGGCCGCAGGCGCCAGCAGAGCCGAGGCGGCGGAGCAUCGAGCUGAGGCGAGGCGGACCGGCAGGAGCGCGCGGCCGGGGCCACGCAUCUCCACACUUGCACAGCAACUCCCGCGCCUUGCACCCCCCUCGCCCAGAGACCCUGACUGAGGCUCGGAGAGCCUCGGUGAAGCGAGUGGGGUCCAGCUCCGGAGCUCGGCCAGCUCCGUUCUGAACCUCCCGGGCGCUGGUUCCCCGCGGCGGGGUACCCGCUUCUGCGCUCCGGACGCGCCUCCCGGACAGCCGGGUCCCCGCGGCCAGGACAAAGCCAUGAAGCCGGCGCUGCUGGAAGUGAUGAGGAUGAACAGAAUUUGCCGGAUGGUGCUGGCCACUUGCUUGGGAUCCUUUAUCUUGGUCAUCUUCUAUUUCCAAAGUAUGUUGCACCCAGUCAUGCGGAGGAAUCCCUUCGGGAUGGACAUCUGCUGCCGGAAGGGCUCGCGAAGUCCCCUGCAGGAGCUCUACAACCCCAUCCAGCUGGAGCUGUCCAAUACUGCCAUCCUGCACCAGAUGAGACGGGACCAAGUGACAGACACCUGCCGGGCCAACAGCGCCAUGAGCCGAAAGCGUCGGGUGCUGACCCCCAACGACCUGAAGCACCUGGUGGUGGAUGAGGACCACGAGCUCAUCUAUUGCUACGUGCCCAAGGUGGCGUGUACCAACUGGAAGAGACUCAUGAUGGUUCUGAGCGGCCGGGGCAAGUACAGCGAUCCCAUGGAGAUCCCUGCCAACGAGGCCCACGUCUCGGCCAACCUGAAGACCCUCAACCAGUACAGCAUCCCAGAGAUCAACCACCGCUUGAAAAGCUACAUGAAGUUCCUGUUUGUGCGGGAGCCCUUCGAGAGGCUCGUGUCUGCCUACCGCAACAAGUUCACCCAGAAGUACAACACCUCCUUCCACAAGCGCUACGGCACCAAGAUCAUCCGCCGCCAGCGGAAGAACGCCACACAGGAGGCCCUGCGCAAGGGGGACGACGUCAAGUUUGAGGAGUUCGUGGCCUACCUCAUCGACCCCCACACGCAGCGGGAGGAGCCCUUCAAUGAGCACUGGCAGACCGUCUACUCCCUCUGCCACCCUUGCCACAUCCACUACGACCUCGUGGGCAAAUACGAGACGCUGGAGGAGGACUCCAACUACGUGCUGCAGCUGGCCGGAGUGAGCGGCUACCUGAAGUUCCCCACCUAUGCAAAGUCCACCAGAACUACCGACGAGAUGACCACGGAGUUCUUCCAGAACAUCAGCGCCGAGCACCAGACGCAGCUCUAUGAAGUCUACAAACUGGACUUUUUAAUGUUCAAUUACUCAGUGCCAAACUACCUGAAAUUGGAAUAAAGGGGUGUGGGGGGGUGGUUGGGGAGAGAAGGAGAGAAUCCUGCUUUUUAAUUUAAGAUUUUUUAUUUGUCAAAAGAAUUCUAUGGAUACUGGGUUAUUUUGUAAGUUAAUAUGUCUCGGGGGGAAUGCUGCGAGCGGCAUGGCAAGAAUUAUUUAAAUCCUCCACGGGAAAGGACAGCUGUCUGUGCAGGGGAGCGGGGUGGAUCGUCCCUGUUCUUUAGAAGUGGAAACCGCAACACCAUCUCCAAGGUGUCCUUGUGUUCUGGUGAAUUCCACAAACUGUGUGUUCCGUGAAGUCUAAUGAUUCUUAUUUAUAGUAAUUUAAACGUGA
Molecule: messenger RNA, 1905 nt
Organism: Chionomys nivalis (European snow vole)
Lineage: Eukaryota; Metazoa; Chordata; Mammalia; Rodentia; Cricetidae
Gene: Chst11
Product: carbohydrate sulfotransferase 11
Exons: 3
Coding region: 516-1574 (352 amino acids)
Biological process (GO): carbohydrate biosynthetic process; proteoglycan biosynthetic process
Cellular component (GO): membrane
Molecular function (GO): sulfotransferase activity
Source: RefSeq, a predicted model, not a curated record